AUGGAUACACAAGCCAAGAAACAAAAUUGUCAAGCUGAUGAAGCUCCCUCCAGAUAUGGAUUUGAUCGCCUGUCUGAAGAAUUUGUCCUUGACAUUGUUUCCAGGCUUCCCAUAACAUCUUUACUUCAAUUCACGUUUGGUCGAAAAUCGUUUUACAACUUGUCUCAUGAUCCAGAGCUAGUGAAUUUGCACCUGUCUCGUGCAGUAAAGACCGAUCCUUGCAUUAUCUUUCACAAGCCUAAUCAGCUUUACUUUCUUGAAUUUUCUGAUCAUGGUACGGAAGAAGCGGUUAUGAGGAAAAUCAGCAACUCUUUUGCAAACUCUACGCUAGUAUUUGAAGUGAUUGGUUCAUGUCAUGGACUAUUGUGCAUAUGGGAUUGUCUGAUUAGUGAUUCACUUUAUGUGUACAAUCCUUUUACAAGGGACUACAAAGAGCUGCCUAUAUCAGUAGAACCUCACGUACAAGAAUUGGUUUUCUGGUUUGGUUUUCAUCCUAUUACGAAAGAGUACAAGUUGAUCAAGAUCAAGAACUAUCCAAUUUGUAUUUCAGAUGCUGAAGUACUUACUUUUGGUGGCAACAGAUGGAGAAGUAUUGGGAAAGUUGGUUACAGGAUUGAUUCAAGUGCAAAAGCAAUUAUGUUAAAUGGGAAGAUGCAUUGGCUGACUCUAUUUGGAAUGUAUUACGGACGUUCUGAUAGGCUUGUCGUUUCGUUUGAUUUAGCAUAUGAGGUAUUUGGAGAGGUACCAAAAAUUGAUUUUGGUGUAGACCCAAGAAUUGUUCAGUUUCAACUAGCAGUUCUUGGAGGUUGGCUUGCUGUUGCUCUAAUUUCGCAUCGCUUUAAUGAGGGAGGAUUAGAAAUUUGGGUAAUGAGAGAAUACAAUGUGAAAGAGUCUUGGGUAAAGGAGUUCAAAAUUGGAGCUUAUACACCAACACCAAAUUCUGUCCUACAAUAUGUGCAGCCAUUCGUGAAAGUUGUAUGUCUGUUGAAGAAUGGAAAGCUCUUGCUCGAGUGCAAAGGUGGAUAUAUGGUUUUAUAUGAUCCUCAAAAUGGUGUUUUUAGGACAUUAAGGAUGAUUAUGAAAAAGGAUCUCAGGAUUUACUUUCCACUUGCUAUUCACCCCGAGAUGCUCACCUGGUGUAGCAGUGAAUCUGUGUAUUUUUAUUUGGUAAAACCUGAAUCCAGCCAGUUUAAAGUAGCUGAUGUGAAUAUUGAAUGGAUUCACAGAGAUGACUUUGCGGAUCAGACAAUACAAGCCUAUCGUUGUCAAAAUAAUGCUAAAACCAAAACAUUUGUCAAAGAGAAGUUCGAAAGGUCAGAAUAUGUUGCUAUUCCUGACAAGUUCUCUGGGGCUACGUGUGGCUUGCAAAUCCAAGAUAACUCAAGUAAACCAGAAAACCUGUUCGACCAUCGACCAGGCUUCUUGAAUCUUUGA
Messenger RNA from Lycium barbarum (goji berry), 1434 nucleotides. Its product is annotated as F-box protein At3g07870-like. The record is from RefSeq and is a predicted model, not a curated record. Lineage: Eukaryota; Viridiplantae; Streptophyta; Magnoliopsida; Solanales; Solanaceae. Bases 1 to 1434 code for a protein of 477 amino acids. Gene Ontology annotation, molecular function: protein binding. The transcript has 3 exons.